Molecule: messenger RNA, 942 nt
Organism: Adineta steineri
Lineage: Eukaryota; Metazoa; Rotifera; Eurotatoria; Adinetida; Adinetidae
Source: the annotation of a GenBank genome assembly
AUGGGACUUUGCAAAUGUCCACAACGCAAAGUAUCAACUUUAUUUUGUUUUAAACAUCAUGUUAAUGUUUGUGAAUCAUGUCUUGUUAAUGAACAUCCACAAUGUGUUGUACGUUCCUAUGUUUCAUGGUUACAAGAUAAUGAUUAUAAUCCAAAUUGUUCUCUAUGUCAAAAAUCAUUAAGUGAUACCGAUGAAGAAACUAUACGUCUUAUUUGUUAUGAUCUAUUUCAUUGGUCAUGUCUUAACGAAUAUUUUCGUUCGUUUCCAUCACAUACAGCACCUGAUGGAUAUACAUGCCCAACAUGUCAUACAUGUAUUUUUCCACCUCCAAAUCUUGUGUCGCCUGUUGCUGAUCUUGUUAGAAAAAAACUAGCAACUGCAUCAUGGGCAACACAUUUGCCUAUAGCAUCUUCGAAUGAAACAGUAAUACAUCAUCAAGAUAAACAACAAUCAUUAACGGAAACAGAAAAAAAUGGAUAUGUUAUUGUACAUCCAACUGCAAAUAGCAAUAUGAACGAUGGAGAAACAAAUAGACUGUUGCAUCUUCCUCAUCGAACAAUUGAUAUGGCACAUGGAUCAACAGUAUCAACAUCAAGACCAGUGGAAAAUGAUUCGGAUAUUGAAGAUAAAUAUAAACGUCGUAGCGUAUUUACAUGGUUUGCUCGAUGGUUACGUUCUCGUCAGCCAACAAAUCGAAAAGGUGUUUUAACUAAUCGAACACCCAUGUCUCGUACUCGUUAUACAAUUUAUAUGAUACUUGCAAUUUUAUUUAUUUUUAUUACAAUUCUAACUGUUUUAUAUCAUUUAACACGUGGUAAUGAUGGAAAUGGAAAUGAAGAUUCACAAUUUAAUCCUUUUAAUAAUCCAUUUAUACGUGUUGGUGGUCGAUUUUUAAAAAAUCCAUCAAAAGAUUCUAAUGAACCUAAUGAUCAACCAAAAUAA